UUUAACUACGUUAAAUUAAAAAAAAUAAUAUGAGCCACUACACAAUGAAUCAUAAUGUAUAUAAUUAUUUUACCAAUUAAUGUUAUCGAACACUUAUGCCUCUAUAUCCGAUAGUAUUUAACUAAAAUAUCAUAUUUAGUGUAACCACUUAGUCGUUGACGUGUAGAAGGUAGUAAAGUACUUGCCUACCGUUGAUGUAGUUAUUUAUUCUCCAAUCAUUAUCAUAAUAUCAUUCUCGAUUGGAAUUCAGACCUGUUGCAGUCGUCUCGUGUCGUCAUGGGGUUUUUGAGUUUCAUUGGACUCAUUGUGGUGUUAAAGUUCCUAGUGUAUUUCGUGUUGUUCUUUACCAGUGACACCGACUUGGAACUCUGGUUUUAUGACAAGUUCAAAAGAAAUUUUGAUUCAUUUAAAGACAAAGUAGUUUGGAUUACUGGUGCUUCUAGUGGAAUUGGUGAACACAUAGCAUUAAACCUUUCUAAGCAUGGUGCUAAACUUAUUUUAUCUGCUAGAAGUAAAGAUAAAUUAUAUCAAGUUAAAAACCGUUGUAUUGAACUCAGUGAAGGAAAGCUAACUGCUAAUGAUAUACUUGUAUUACCAAUGGAUGUCACCAAUAUAUCUAAACACAAUUCAUUGUUUGAUAAUGUCAUCAGUCAUUUCGGCAAACUUGAUAUCCUUGUAAACAAYGCGGGUCGUUCACAACGAGCCAUGUGGGAAGAUAUUGAACUUGGAGUCGAUCAAGAAUUAUUUGAUUUAAAUGUUUUUCCUGUAAUAAAUCUAUCAAGAAUUGCUGUAAAAUAUUUUAAUCAAGUCGGACGUGGUCAAUUAGUGGCCACUUCUAGUAUUGCAGGAAUUAUACCAGCUCCAUUUUCUGCAACCUAUGAUGCAACUAAACACGCACUUCAUGGCUAUUUUGGAGCUUUACGUUUAGAAAAAUUGCAUUCUAAUAUUCAUGUUACUCUUCUAUGUCCGGGCCCCGUUUUUAGCAAUUUUCUCAAAGAAAGCUUCACAGGUCGACCAGGAGAAAAAUAUGGAUUGACUCAUUCGCCAACAGACAAUAGAAUGAGUACUGAGAGAUGUGCACAUUUGUCAUGUGUGGCAAUAGCAAAUAAACUAAAAGAAUCAUGGAUGGCAAAGUUUCCAUUUAUUCUAAUCGUAUAUUUUACAAUAUAUUACCCUGUGAUAGCAUACAAAUUUUAUGAACUCUACGGCUACAAAACCAUUAAUAAAUUGCGAGACAAUCAAUGAAUAAGAUUUCAAAACUUACAAAGUUGAAGAUAUUUACAAAUUUUCUUAUAUUUGUAUCUAUUCAUUUUAUCAUUUUUUUUCAACAAAUUUAAAUACAAAUACA
Messenger RNA from Diuraphis noxia (Russian wheat aphid), 1348 nucleotides. Its product is annotated as dehydrogenase/reductase SDR family member 7. The record is from RefSeq and is a predicted model, not a curated record. NCBI's taxonomy places the organism in Eukaryota, Metazoa, Arthropoda, Insecta, Hemiptera, Aphididae.